AUUCUUGUACGUGCAAUGGCCCUUACGGUUUUUACAUAACAACGCUCUCAGUCUACCGGGUUGGCUCGCGGGACGAGCAUAGAUUUGUGGAAAAGAAAGAAGAAUUUCAAAACCUGCGCGCGGAAGACGGGAAUUUUUUUGAAGUAAAACACUGCAGUAAAAAAACUGUUGGCUCGUAGCUCCACUGUAAACUGAUUAUUUCACAAAACCGACAACAAUGGCUGAAGCUAGCUUUGUAAAGGAUUACUCAGAAUCAGAAGCUGAACAAGUUUUAAAGAUUCUAAAUCAAAAAAAGUUAAACACGCAAGUAGAAGAAAUCAAGGAUAGUUGGGAGAGUUCUUAUGAACAGGAUUCUUCUCUCUUACAAAAGACAAAUACAAUAUUGGAAGAAACAGAAAAUUGGCAACAUUCAAUUGAAAAGAAUGAGAGAGAUGUCUAUACUUCGUACGUUCCGUCAGACGAGCUGCCUGUUCUUUCUAACAAAGAAGAAAUCAUAGCGGCGAUAGAUACAGAACCUGUGGUUAUUAUUCAGGGACCAACUGGUUGUGGAAAAUCAACUCAAAUUCCACAAUUUAUUCUCAACUCUUACAGAAAAAGAAGACAGUUUUGUAACAUCAUAGUUACACAACCGAGACGAAUUGCGGCAAUAAGUCUUGCCAAAAGAGUCGCCGAGGAAAGGGAGUUUGAUCGUCUGGUGGGUUACAAAGUGGGUAUGUUGAAAGACGUCACAGAAGAUACCCGCCUGACGUAUUGCACCACCGAAGUUCUUCUCAAUAUACUGAUUUACAAGAAGCACUCGUUCAAGUACACACACAUCAUACUGGAUGAGAUUCACGAACGGAAUCAAAAUGUAGAUUUCCUGUUGCUAGUUGUAAAACUAUUGAUGAAAAUGUGUAUCAUACAAGUGAAAGUUGUUAUUAUGUCGGCAACGAUGAACGUGCACAAAUUUGCUGAUUAUUUUUCUACAAGAGUGAAAGAGACAAGCGUCCCAGCGCGUAUUGUCAGAAUCCCGGAAAAGAGACGGUUCAAUAUCCAGAUGUAUUACUUGGACGACUUAAUCUCGUGUAUGAAACCAUUGCCAAAGGUGACUGCUGCCGAGCCAAAGAUCUCACAAUCUAUGAUCGAGUUAUGCGCAAAAAUUAUUAUCGCUUUGGAUGACAUUGAUUGUAACGACAUAAGCGAGAAUUCGCUUCAGAGACACACCGUCCUUAUAUUUUUGCCUGGCAAGAGUGAAAUCGAAGAAGUGCAAGAUUAUUUGUUGUCGAAUUAUGAGGACAAAUUGUGGGACAUGGUAAUACUGCAUUCAACGAUUUCUAGUGCCGAGCAACACAGAAUAUUUUACAAACCGCCAAAAGGUCACAGACGAAUUAUACUUGCUACAAAUAUUGCUGAAAGCAGUAUUACAGUGCCAGACGCAAAAUACGUAAUAGAUUUCUGCCUCAUAAAAAUACUGCAAGUCGAUUCCGCAACGCAGUAUCAAAGCUUACAAUUGUCUUGGGCGAGUAAAGCGAAUUGUAUGCAAAGAGCUGGCCGAGCCGGUCGCGUAAUGGACGGCAGAGUAUACAGAUUGAUACCAAAAGCGUUUUAUCACAAUAUUAUCAAAGAAGAGAGCGUUCCGGAAUUGCUUCGAGCUCCGCUCGCCAAUGUUGUUCUCCGUGCAAAAAUCCUCGACAUUGGCGAGCCGCGUACUAUUCUGUCUCUCGCCCUCGAUCCACCCAAUAUCGUCGACUUGGCGAAUACCAUUUUGGUGUUGAAGGAAGUCGGAGCUUUGAUAAAUGAGGACGAUUCCUUUCAACCGUACGACGGAAAGUUGACUGAUCUCGGAAGAUUAAUGGCGCUUCUUCCGCUUGACAUACGAAUUUCGAAGUUGAUUUUGUUGGGCCACGUUUUUGGGAUUUUGCAAGACGCUAUUGUCAUAGGAUGCAGCAUGGCUCUCAAAGACGUCUUCAAUAAUACUUUGAGGCCUACCGUAUCUUCUUACAUUGUUCGAAGAAAAUGGGCCUGCGGUUCCGACAGCGAUUGCAUUGCUGUUUUGAAUAUUUACAACGAAUGGAAAAAGGAAAAAGCGAUUCGCCGAUUGGCCACUAAACUGGAUGAGAAACAUUGGGCCGAAAUGAACGGGGUGAAUCAGAAGACUUUGCAUGAAUUGAACGCUCUGGUGUACGAGAUCACUGAUAGGUUGAUGAAAAAUGACAUUCAAGAAAGCGCUCAUGUUAACAAAGUUGUUUGGGAAGGUGACGAUCGCGAUUUCGUCCUGCAAGUUAUCCUCGCGGGAGCGUUUUAUCCCAAUUAUUUUGUCAAACAGUUUCACGAUCCCGAGGUUUUUAAGAAAGAGAUCAGCAGAACUCUAGGAGGCAUCUUAAGUCCUAUGAAUACAGUUUAUCUCAGAGGAUGGCCGAAUGAUCAGUUGGGAUACUUGUACGCGAAAAGAUUUCAAGAGAUUUUCUCAAGGAAUUUGAAAAUUCCAGAAAAACGAAUAGCGAUAACUUUUGACAAUUCGUCACGUGUUUACAUUCACUAUUGCAAGAAGCAAACUUCCGCUGUUAGUCUUCACACUCUGUCAGAUUUUGUUUACGAGGCUGUCAGGAUGAAAAUGUGCAAAGUGCCAAUCAGAAUAAAAGUGUUGAAUGAUACAAAGAAGGAGAAGGAGUUGGCGAUGCGACAUAAUAUUCAGAAAUUCGAGCAGAAACUUUAUUUCACCAAGAAUAAUAAAUCAAUAGAGAAUAACGUUCCUAAAAUCAGACCAAAAUUGCCCGAACUUGAUGUGACAUUUAUACCACUGUCUAUAAAAAAGAUUGUCAACCCGGAACAUUUUUGGGCAAGUUUCGACGACGACGCCACGUCUAAGUACACGAAUUUAAUCGAGAAACGGCUCAGUGUCGAAUCCUUAACAGAACUAUGUCGUUAUCCCGAAAAAUCGGACAUAAUUGCCGCUCCUAUGAGAAAGAAUAAUCACUCCCGUUACGAACGUGCUGUGAUUGAGGAGUUCCUAGGAAACGGAAGAUUCAACGUUCUUUUUAUUGAUCACGGCUCUACGGCCGAGUUGCAUUACAAUCGUCUGCGAAAAAUCAACGACCCCGAGAUCUUGAAAAUUCCCUGUCUGGCGUUUCGUUGCAGAUUGGUGUCUCUGCGACCUUCGAGUCAAGCCAAUUUCUACGGUCAGUGGUCGACGGUCUCGAAUGAUUAUUUCAGAAAGCAGAUCGAGGAGAGCGAAAAGAUUUACGGACAAAUUUACUCGGUUGUUGACAGCGUUGUUAAUUUGGAGUUGAUCACUUGCAGUCAGAAAAGACAGAUAAAUGUCAAUGACGUUUUGGUCGAGAAAGGAUUGGCGGUGAAGACGGAGGAGAGUUACUUGUCGAAGCAUAAUCAUGAAAGGAGAGUGCGCAUGAUGAAUAUAGAGAAGAUCACGGUGGAGGAGAGACAAUUUUACGAGGAGGAACAGUACGAUCGCGACUACUUGGUGUCGCAAUAUCCCGAUCCGCCUGACGAGAAGAACUGCUCCGAUACAGUAGUCCUUCGCGGUCCGUUUUCUCCUUUGGAAAUGGAACUGAUCCAAUUAACACAAGCUGGAAAGUCCAAGAAAAUAUCUGUAGAUCCAAACUCCGUGAAUUCUAUCCUUCUUGACAUCGAUCCCACUCAGACGCAGAAUCGUUUUCUGGUCGCCCAGAAUGUACAAAAAGUGUUUUCUAACGAUAAUUUAAUUCUGAGAAACACGACGUUUCUGCCGAAUAUUCCUGGAUUCGCGUCGUUGCUCGCGCUGUGCUUUGCGCCGCGCAUAGAGCUGAGAUGCGAUUCACGACGGAUGUAUUACACUGGGGCGUUGUGCGGCCUGGGUCCGAUGGACAGUUGCACCAAUCGGUCUAUGUUUCCAGAGAACGACAUGGAGAUCGAAUUUGACGUGGAAAUCUCAAUUGACGACAUGUUGGAGGUAAAUAAAUUACGUUACUGGAUGAGCAGCGCGAUGCAAAUCGGCAACGUUUCCGACAACGAGUUCAUUGUGAAUUGUCAGAAUCAAAUCACACGGAGUUUGUUCAAACUCAAAGACAGACAAAGAAAACCGCUGAAAUCGCUCAUAAGCAACGACGAUAUCAUGUACAAAUGGAACUGUUUCGACAGCUAUUAUUGUCCUCGUUCAGAAAACGUGAAGGAAAAUAAUAUAUAUACGUUUCACAAAGUAUUACAGCUGUACGAAAGAAAUGAGAAAGAAGAAGAGUUGGUGGAGAAUGUCCUUGAAUUGCAUAAUCUUGCCAGAGAGGAGACACUGUCGCAGUCAACAAAUAUUUUCUGCAAGUUGUGCGAUGUGCAAAUAGUUGGCCUGAUAUUGUUACGUGAGCACUUGUGUACGGAAAAACAUAAGGAAAAGAUGGCAGCGUUACAAAUCAAAGUAGAUUGACAAAUUCGUGCUGUUUUUCAUGUCAUUUUGUCACUUAUGGAAAAGACAAAACGAUUUAUAUUAACAAUAUAUUAGUUGUUUUUUUGUGUUGCAAAAUUUUGUAUCAACAGUUUAUUAAACGCAUUACUCAAUA
This is a messenger RNA of Pseudomyrmex gracilis, 4526 nucleotides long. RefSeq names its product probable ATP-dependent RNA helicase spindle-E. The transcript is spliced from 13 exons. Bases 218 to 4393 code for a protein of 1391 amino acids. Gene Ontology annotation, cellular component: intracellular anatomical structure. The record is from RefSeq and is a predicted model, not a curated record. Gene Ontology annotation, molecular function: RNA binding; ATP binding. NCBI's taxonomy places the organism in Eukaryota, Metazoa, Arthropoda, Insecta, Hymenoptera, Formicidae.